UGCAUGGGAAGCUCCAAGCCUCUAUUUUCCUUGAAAAGCCUUCAUCUCCUCCUUUUCAUCCUCCCUUUCAAUCCCUCAAAACAACCUUCCCAUGUUUUAAGGAUCUCCCUAUUCUUUACCUAGUCUCCUUCCUCCCUCCCUUCCUCAUCUCUCCAAAGUGACUCAUUAUCCUUCACAAUCAAUCAAUCAUGUCGAACUCGGCGUCGGGAAUGGCGGUGAACGAUGAUUGCAAGCUCAAGUUCUUGGAGCUGAAAGCAAAGAGAAACUUCCGAUUCAUUGUGUUCAAGAUCGACGAAAAGAUACAGCAAGUCACUGUGGAUAGGCUCGGUAAGCCUGAUGAGAGUUAUGAUGAUUUCACCGCAGCCAUGCCUCCAAAUGAAUGCCGCUAUGCCGUGUUCGAUUUUGAUUUCAUUACUGAUGAGAACUGUCAGAAGAGCAAGAUCUUCUUCAUUGCUUGGUCUCCUGACACUUCAAAGGUGAGGAGUAAGAUGUUAUAUGCAAGCUCCAAAGAUAGAUUCAAGAGAGAGCUUGAUGGAAUACAAGUGGAAUUGCAGGCAACUGACCCAAGUGAGAUGAGCAUGGACAUAAUAAAAUCUAGAGCUAUCUGAGGAAUGAGAAAUGAUGAGCUUUUUUUUUUUUUCUCUUUUUUUCUGUGCUUUAAAAUGAGAGAUUAUUUUCA
Molecule: messenger RNA, 679 nt
Organism: Dioscorea cayenensis subsp. rotundata (Guinea yam)
Lineage: Eukaryota; Viridiplantae; Streptophyta; Magnoliopsida; Dioscoreales; Dioscoreaceae
Product: actin-depolymerizing factor
Exons: 3
Coding region: 189-608 (139 amino acids)
Biological process (GO): actin filament depolymerization
Cellular component (GO): cytoplasm; actin cytoskeleton
Molecular function (GO): actin filament binding
Source: RefSeq, a predicted model, not a curated record